Molecule: messenger RNA, 629 nt
Organism: Corticium candelabrum
Lineage: Eukaryota; Metazoa; Porifera; Homoscleromorpha; Homosclerophorida; Plakinidae
Exons: 1
Coding region: 1-441 (146 amino acids)
Source: RefSeq, a predicted model, not a curated record
AUGGCGGACGACGUCCAGUCGACGACAUCCUGCUCUUCCAAGAAAGGAAGAAAAUCGUACACGAUUCAGAAGAAGAUGGAAGUGUUGUCGAGGUUGGCAGAGCUGGGUGGAAACGUGGCGGGAACAGCUCGGGAAUGCGGAGUACCGAGAAGUUGCGUGCAAGACUGGUCGAAGGCUGAGAAUCAGAUCGAAGCAAUAAAGAAUGACAUACAGAUUUCGACAAGAAAGAGGAGAAGAUCCUCCGCAAUGGCUGGAUCAGAUGGAGCCAAGAGAAGAGCUUGGUAUCCUGAACUAGAAACGGAGUUGUCGUCGUGGGUAGACAAAAAACGUGCUGAGGGCAUAACUGUCAGUGGGAGAUGUAUCAAGCUACAAGCUCGAAAGCUCUAUGACGAUAUGUCUGAGGGCGAAGAGUGCAUGCUUCUUUUUCUGUAUCAGUGUUAAUGUUAAGUAUGUCUGUUUAUCCACACAAAGCUCUGCAACUUUCCAUUUCAACACUUGAUGAAAGAUGUUUGUAAUUUUACCCCUCUAGACACCGGCAUGCCGGUAUGCCCCGGAGUAUACCGGCACUUGCUAGACCCCGUUAUAAACCGGCAUGCCGUUUAAAGCGCGGAAAUACGGUAUAUAUAUAU